Ramularia collo-cygni is the source of this 1446-nucleotide messenger RNA. Its product is annotated as related to nuclear pore complex, p54 component (sc Nup57). NCBI's taxonomy places the organism in Eukaryota, Fungi, Ascomycota, Dothideomycetes, Mycosphaerellales, Mycosphaerellaceae. Gene Ontology annotation, cellular component: nuclear pore; nuclear pore central transport channel. The record is from RefSeq and is a predicted model, not a curated record. Gene Ontology annotation, molecular function: structural constituent of nuclear pore. Gene Ontology annotation, biological process: nuclear pore organization; protein localization to nuclear inner membrane; NLS-bearing protein import into nucleus. Bases 1 to 1446 code for a protein of 481 amino acids. The transcript is spliced from 2 exons.
AUGUUUGGAAAUACGCGACCAUCCACUGGAGGCCUCUUUGGAAGCACAGCACAGCCUCAACAGACACCCACUGGCGGGCUCUUUGGAAGCACCGCGCAACCUCAACAACCGUCCACUGGCGGGCUCUUUGGAAGCACCGCGCAGCCAGCACAAUCCACAGGAGGCCUCUUCUCAAACACAAACCAACAACAGCAACAACAGCCUGCAUCAACUAGCCUGUUUGGCAAUGCUGCUCCCGCAAGCAAUACCACGGGCUUUGGAGCACAGCCCGCUGCGCAACCAUCAGGCGGGCUUUUUGGCAACCAGAACAAUAAUAACAAUAACAACAACAACAACAACAACAACAACAAUGGCGCGWCUGGCAACACCUCGCUCUUCAACGCGCCGACUACGAGCAUAUUUGGGACACAGACGCAGCCAGCCCAAAAUAACACCAUGUUCGGCGCGACAUCCGGGCAAAAUGGAAACCAAAAUCAAGCACAGAAUCAAAAUCAGAACCAGCAGAUGGGGAGCUCCAUUUUCAACCCUCAAACAGUGUCCGUCGGAACAAACGGCCAUACGAUGACCUAUGCGCAGAUGCAAAGACUGCAAUUCAGCGGUGCCUCUACAGUGCCCAACGAGAAGAAAAUCGCCGACCAAAUCAUCACGCUGCGCUCGAAAUGGGACCCAAAUGGCACUCCCGACCAGCCCACCUCCACCAUCCUCAAGACCUACCUCUACAACGCCGUGCCCAAGGAGUUUGCGCCAUUCUACUACCCAGACAUCUCCCGCGGCGAAGAUGAGAAGAGUUGGGAGGAAGCCCUAUCACAAAAGCCUGCUGCCCCGACAGUAACUGUCAACGGCGUCGAGACCCCCUCAAACCUCGCGUACGUUCCCGUAUUGGUGAAAGGGUUCAAGGCGCUUGGUGACCGGGUGGAGAUUCAGGCGAAGAUAGUCAAAGAGAUGCGCGGCAGGUUACAUGAAAUGAACAACUCUCUCUCCGCGGUCAUGGACGCACAUCAGCAGCGCAUUACCGUCAGGAUAGAGACGGCGAAGAAGCAGCAUCAGAUCCUCUCUCAGAGAUGCUUGAAGCUGGCGGUCAAGGUGCAGGUCCUGCGGAAUAGAGGUUACGCACUGGAUGCUGCCGAAGAGAGUCUCCGAAAGACGUUGAUGGGGCUGGAAAAGCAAGUCUUCGAUCCUGGUUUCGUGGGACGAGAAGAUGAGAUCUGGGCGCGCAUGGUGGCCCUGAGAGAGAGGAUGCGGUGGCUGGAAGAAGAGGGCAAGAGGGUGCAAGGACAGGUCGAGCAAGCACAGAGCAGCACACAAGGUGGUGUGAGUGAGGACAUUCUGGCACGGGCGAGGAAAAUCUUGAAGGAUUACGAUGAGCAGCUUCAGCAUCUCAACAAGGAGCUAGGGGAGGUGCGGAAAGAAUUCAUCGAGUGGGAGGCUUCGCAGAGGAGGCGUUGA